UUUCGCGUAAUUUUCGUGAUCAAUGUUUAAAAAAUAUCCCCGAUAUUUUCUUUCGAAAUGUCAAAAAUGAGAAAAGCAUUGAAACACCAAUAUUUGAAGUGGAUGGAAUAGUUUUUUUUUUUUUAAAAAGAAACGGAUUAUAUUUUGUCUGUACAACACAGCAAAAUGUGAAUCCUUCAUAUAUAUUAGAAACUCUUCAAAAAAUUGUUUGUUUAAUAAAAGAUUUUUGUGGAGUGCUUUCAGAAGAAGCUUUACGGCAAAAUUUUAUUCUAGCAUAUGAAAUCAUUGAUGAAAUUAUUGAUUGCGGAUAUCCACAACACACGUCUACUGAAAAGCUCAAACAAAAUAUUCGUACGGAAGCUCUUUUAUUAGAAGAUUUACCUUACCCACAAAAGCUUUUAAAUUCUUGUUCAUUUGGCAGAACAUUAUGUUCAUCAGAAACUAAUAAUGUUACUCAGAUACCUUACCAAAAAACAGUACCUAGUUCAGCUUCCCAUCGUCCUGUUGGAUUAGCAAGGCUUGAAACACCUCCCUUGUCUUUUAAAAAUGGAGCAUCCCAUGUUGUAGCAAGUUUUAUGCAAUUGACGAAGAAAACAUUAACUGGAAACAAUGCAGUCAAUUUACCCACAGGAAAUAAUGCUAAUGAAAUUUUUGUAGAUGUUUUAGAAAAAAUUAACGUUGUUACCAAUUCCUUAGGAACAGUUUUAAGAUCUUAUAUUGAUGGACGAAUUCAAGUUAAAAGUUAUCUCUCAGGUUAUCCCUCUCUCUGUGUUAUAUUAAAUCCUGAUUUAGCGCUCAAGUCUAAUCCACUCCCUGAAAAUCAUAUCAAGGAUUAUUCUGCUAGUGACUGCUUUUCUUCGUCCUUUACAGCACCUCCAGCAAUAGAUGAUUACAAUUUCCACGAAUGUGUUGAUUUUAGCGAAUUCCAAACGUCAAAAUAUCUUUAUUUCACUCCUCCAGAUGGUGAAUUCGUCUUAAUGAAUUACCGUAUGUUUUGUAUGCCAUAGAAUAACGGACUCAUUUAAAAUACCUUUUGUCAUUAAACCAACAUUAAAAGAAAUUUCAUCAACACAGCUUGAUUUAAUUAUUGAAGUAAAAGCAUGCAUUAAUAGGAGUCAUUUUGGUGGAAAUAUUAUGCUUACCUGUCCGGUUCCAACUAACACUCUCUCAGUGAACAUUUUAUCAUCUCUAAAUAAAAAUGUACAGAACGCUGAGUAUAACCAUUUUGAAAAAAAACUUUUAUGGACAAUAAUGAAAUUGCAGGGAGAAACUUCAAUUUGCUUAGAAUGCCGUAUUCUAUUGUCGAAUCCGUUAGUAGCGAAUGGAUCAAAGGAACAAACUCUAUUAUUUUUAAGAAAGGAAAUCAAUCCUAUUUUAAUGACGUUUGAAAUUCCCAUGUAUAAUAUUUCAUCUUUACAAGUACAAUGCUUACGUAUUCAUCAACAAUCUGUUGCAUCAGGUGUAUCAUCUUCGGCAGCAGUCGAAAAUGCAUUCCGUUGGGUGCGCUAUGUCACUCAGUCCCAUUCAUACGUGUGUCGAUUAUAGAAUUUUGGCUUUUUCUUGAAUUAAGUUUUUAAAGUAGUAAAACUUUUUUUGAUAUUUUCUAUUAAAAACGGGAGAAAGAAUUUUGAUGGAAGGUCAUACUGUAAUAUUUAGGAUUUCUUUAUGUUAAUAAAUUUUGAAAUAAUGUUGCCAUUUGAAGCGUAGAAAAAAAAUUUUUUGCUUAUAAACUUUAAAGCACAUUGAAAAGCUAAGCUUUUUGAUGAAGGGUGCUGUUUAAGGUGAUUUUUUUCUAGUACACAAAUUCGUUAUCUGUAUCGUCUAUAAACUCUUUCGAUUUCCCUAGAAAUCUGAUGAUUUUUCUAUUGAUGAGGAGUCCAUUAUAUCUUCUUUAUCAGAAAGCACUAAAAAGCAUAAAAGGCGUCACCGAUCUUGUCAACCUCAUUGUAAUCGUUCUUCUGAUUUUUUUCGUGCAUACUCCGCGCCACCCAGAAACCUUUAUAAUAGACCCUAUUUUAGUAAAAAAAAUGAAUUUCAAACGCAACGGCAUGGGUUAGGUUUGCCUGACUCUUCGUUGUUUAGCGUUUCAAAGGGUUCUGCAUUCAAUCAUAAAACGUUACUAUCACAAAAAAAUACUCAACCUCAUGUGCCUUGCAUGGCGUAUGAGCAAUUUUUUUUACCUAAAAGGGGUCUUCAACAAGAUAUUAUGAACAAAUGUGACAAUAUGGGUAUGGUUUCGGCUGUAUGUGGUUGUGAACACCAAUUGGCUUUUGGCUAUUUGUGUGGGAAAGUUUUUCUACUCUUUUUGGAUACACAAAAUUUCCACAUUAUUGAAGAUCAUAAAGAACCGAUAACAGCUAUGGCUUUUUCUAAGAAUACGUCGUAUUUCACAUCAGUUAGUAAAGAUUUACAAUUGUUUGUUUACAAAUGUCCAACGACAAAGGCCUUUGAGACAGACGCACAACCCAAAAUUUCUCUGCUUUUGCACUUAUCAAGCACUGUUAUUUUAUCAUGUAUUUCUAUGCAUCCUAUGUUUUCCGCGUUUCCUUCAACCCAUAUGAUAGCAACGGGAGCCAUGACCGGUGAUGUUAUGCUGUAUCAUAAAAUGGUCUUUUCCUGGGAAGUUUCUUUACUCUCUAGAGAAGAAACACCAAUAACAGGAAUCGAAUGGCAUCCUACCGCGCCUUUACUAGUUUAUGGAACAUUCACUUUUAUACAUAUAAUAGAUUUAAACUCGUGUGAAAUAAUUAUUUCGAUUCCUUUUUUAGACAAUCCGCAUGAGUUCAAGCAAAAUCGACCUUUUUGUCUAUUACAGUCCUCAGCACCUGAAGAAGUUUACUCUUUAAAAUGGAAAGCCUUUAUACAGUGGGUAUCACCUGAGCAUGGUCUUUUAGCUUUAGGAACAACAUUAAAGAUUUGUGAACUCAACGUAAAGAAAUUGAACGAAAAAGGAAAAAAAAAGACUCCCUGGGACGAACAUGAAUCCAAUUCUAUUUCUAUUCAUUUAACACACGAACUUCGUUUUAAAUAUCUUAUUUGCGGAAUGGGUAUAACAUUUUUACCAGAAGCAACCCAAGACUUAAAAAAUUGUAUUAUUCACACGCUUUUAUUCUCGUCUGAACGCGGUUGUCCCAAUUCCGAAUCGUCGCUCGAAAAUUCAGCUUUAUUGCAUUCUCUUUCAAAAUGUGAUGGUGUCGAGAUUCAAUGUGACCGUAUUCCUUUAACGAUUACAGACAAUUGUGCGUUACCAUAUUCUCUAAUAACAUGUGGUAGAUCCUUACCAAAGUUUCUUCAAUGUGGGGACAGUCUUUAUAAGAUGGUCAAAGUGACGUUAGAGGAAGUAUGCUUUUGGUACUUUAAAAUAGGUCAAGGUGAUACAGCACUAAAGGAAGCAUUGGAGGGUGGAUCCCAUCACUUAAUUUGGAAAGUGAUCAAAACAUAUGUACAUCAAUGUUUUCAAAAUGGAGAUUUCACAAAAGCAAUAUGCCUCUUGUAUGAUUCUCGUUUAGAGGUGUUACAGAAAGAAAAAACAUGUUUGUUCCUUUGUAAUCUUUGCGUCCAAAAAAACAUGAUCUGCAGUUUAAUAAGCCAUUUAAAAAAAAUGUUAGAAGCAUUUCCCAAUCAAAGCUCAACAAUUCUUCGUAUUUGUUUAGAAGGCUUAGCGUUUUCUAAUAUAAACGAUUUGAAAAAAAGCUUUUUAAAUGGAUUUAACAAUAUCUUUUUGGAUAAGAGCUAUCUGGAAAUAGCGCUAAUAACAGUGUUACCUCUCAAUGAAAAUGAUGUUCGUAACAAAAAUACAACAGUCCAUCAAAACAAGUCAUUGGAGCCUGUUGUUAUACUCCAUCAAUGUCAAGCCAUUCUUCUAGAAAAAAACAAUUCCUUACGCUUAGCCUUUCGUUUGUUGCUCAAAUCCCAAAUAUCACAACAUCUGUUAUACACUUUAAUGGAGAAAAGGUGUCUUCAAAAAUGUAUCUUACUUUAUGAUAUCAUCAUUCAAAAUUUUGAAAAAUUUUGUAGAUAUGGUAUUGAAAAAUUCGCCAACUUUUUAGCCAAGGACCAACUUGCGCGGGAUGCUCAAGAAAUGCCUUUAUUUCCUUUUUCUAUGGUUGUUCAAUACCUUCAACCGUUUCGUUUUGGUCUUUUUUGUUACUUAUAUACCUGUUUUAAAAACAAUGUAAGCGUUAUUGAAAUCGUCUAUACAUUUCAUUUUUUUGAGCAGGCAAUAAAAAAAAAAAAUCUCUCUUUAGUAUGUAACCAAUAUAUUUCCUUGUUAGCGGAGUAUAAAGCCGAUUAUUUAUUGAAUUUUAUCAAAACGCUGUUUUGUGAAAAUCCUAAAUUAUUACACGCUCGUUAUGUUUUAUCAAUAUGCGCUCGACAUAAAAAACAACAUCUUAACCAGAACUCGGCAGCAAGUGAGAAAACAGUGAUUUAUUUGUGUUCCGCUCAAGUGUUUCUGUUCUAUACAAUUGGCGCAUUCAGUAAAGCUUUGCGAAUUCUUCUUUAUGAACUACAGGAUGUUGAAACUGCUGUUACCUUAGCAUUAUCGUCUCCAAAUCAUCAAUGUUACAAGGAUUUAAUAGUUUUCAUUCAUCAAAACCCUAAAGUGAUACGUAUACUUUUUCAAUGUUUUGAUAAAGUUUUGUUGAAACAAAAAAUCGUUCAUGUGAUGCCUGGAUGGCCUAAGAAUUUAAUGGAUAUCAAAAAUUUUACCUGUUUUUUGCCUCCUCUUACUUUUUUAAAGACCAUAUUUAUGACUCAAUUGGUUAACACGCCUUCCCUGUAUAGAGUUUUAUCUACCAUAGUUCCUUAUCUUGAUAAACAAGAAGUAUUGCAUUCCGUAUGCGAAACCAUUGCGUUAUCAGAGGUCUCACAUUUUCAAAGAGCAUGUGUCGCAAAAUUAAAACGGGGUGUGACAAUAUCUCCUUCUCCUUCAAUACUUCCACCAGAACGAUCCAUAAAUUUUUUACAAGCUUCUUUCUCAAUGUGUAAUUCGCAAACCUAUCCUAAACCUGAGGAAUUGGGGAAAAGUGGAGCAUGGAACAACUUCUCUAUCCCUUUGUGGCAUUUUUCGAAUACUGCAAUGAUAGUUAAUCCAUCAAAAACACUUCUUAUCGAAUCACACAAUCGUGCAAAGGCGUUUUCUUCCUUAACCAUCUCCAAUCCAUCUUUAUGUUCAAUGUGCUUUUCACCUUUUAAAACGUGUCACCGACACGUCACAGUAUUCCAAUGUGGUCACGCUGCACACACAGUUUGCCUUCGUCAAUGCAAUACAAUGGUGUGCAUUCUUUGUUCACAAUUUCAGUAUGUGAGUCGAUUCCCUCUCCUGAAUUUCUUCACAGUGUGACAUUUUUGUUACCACUAUUGUCACAUUAAAAAGAUAUCUUUAUCUAUUUUCGUUCCACCAAAAGUGAGCUUUGGUUAUUUUUACGUUUUUUGCGAAAUUCGUGUUGCGAAGAUCAAGAAACGUUUCAAUAAUCGUUUUAUUUAGUUUAA
Hylaeus volcanicus is the source of this 5493-nucleotide messenger RNA. RefSeq lists its product as uncharacterized. NCBI's taxonomy places the organism in Eukaryota, Metazoa, Arthropoda, Insecta, Hymenoptera, Colletidae. Gene Ontology annotation, molecular function: protein binding. The record is from RefSeq and is a predicted model, not a curated record. The transcript has 25 exons. The coding region runs from base 2156 to 5344 and encodes 1062 amino acids.